AUGCGAAUGAGGGAAGAGCAUGAUCAACAAAUUCGGGUCUUAUCCAAUCAAUUCAGUGAAUCCAGCCGUCGCAACCUUACUAACCAAGCAGGUAACAAUUCAGAGGUGGAUGAACGUCUCAAUGCUGAGAACCCUCCCUUUGACCAGAACAUUGGGGGUGGUCCCAUCGAAGACAACAAUACUGGGGGUGGUCCCACCGAAGAUAACAAUACUGGGAGUGGUCCUGUUAUUCCUCUCAGGAAUCGUCCAAGAUCUGAUACAGACGAGGACGAGAAAAUAAUGGACCUUGGGAGCAAAAUCAACACGCUGAUGUCUGCUCAGGGGAUAAAAAGGACCAGUAUUCUGUCUCCCUAUCCAAGAAAGUGGGAUUCAAUUCCGUAUCCGGAAGCAUAUUUUCUUGUGUUGUGUUGCCUUGCUUACUACUUCGGUGGAGGACUAUCUCAAAUAGCAAAUGUUAUUGACUAUGGAGCUGUUGGAGAUGGGAAAAGAGAUGAUACUCAAGCAUUUUCAACAGCUUGGGAUGUAGCUUGUAAUGCUUCAGAUUCUACAACAAUGUUAAUCCCCUCAGGGAAAACAUUUAUGAUUUAUCCGGUGGUCUUCAAAGGCCCUUGCAAAUCCCCAGUUCAUGUUCAGGUUGAUGGCAAUAUUGUAGCUCCUAGCCAAAUAUGGAAGCGACCAGACAGUGAUCAUUGGAUUACAUUUCUAGGAGUCAAAGAAGGAAUAAGAAUCAAUGGGAGUGGUCAAUUCGAUGGAAACGGAAAUAUUUGGUGGACUUGCCGUGAAAAAAAUAUAUGUUCAGAUGCUCCUGAUACAUUGGCAUUCGGCAAUUGCAGUAAUAUCACAUUGGAAGGCUUGAGAUUUGUAAACAGCCCAAUGAAACAUAUUUCUAUUUUUAAGUCUAGCGGAGUUCAAUUAAGGAACCUCACAAUUCUAGCUCCUGGUGAAAGUCCCAAUACUGAUGGCAUCCACAUUGAAGAAUCUCAGCAAGCUGAAAUUUCAAAUUCUAUAAUUGGAACAGGUGAUGAUUGUAUAUCAAUUGGAUCUGGUACAUCAAAUCUUAAUAUCACCCAAAUAAAUUGCGGACCAGGACAUGGCAUAAGUAUUGGCAGCUUGGGCAGAGGUGGCACUAAGGCAACUGUGAAUCAAGUUCUUAUCUCCAAUUGCAAAUUUAAUAAAACAACAAAUGGUUUACGAAUUAAAACUUGGCCGGGUGGCUCUGGUUUGGUUAAUGACAUCAAAUUUGUGGGAAAUAAUUUCACUGAGGUUUAUAAUCCAAUAAUUAUAAACCAAUUCUACUGUGACCAUAGCAAAAAUUGUGGCACCGGGGGAUCGGCUGUCAAAAUUCAAGACGUGCACUACAUAGGAGCAUCAGGGACAUCUGCAAGCACAAAUGCAAUCACCCUCAACUGCAGCGCCUCCGCGCCAUGCACGGGUCUCAUUAUGGACGACGUUAGCCUACAGUACGUCGCAGACCCACCUGCCACGGCCUUUUGCAUUAAUGCCCAAGGGACCGAGAAAUCUCCGGUCAAGCCAAAAGUUCCUUGCUUGAAUUAG
Messenger RNA from Asparagus officinalis (garden asparagus), 1554 nucleotides. RefSeq names its product polygalacturonase ADPG2-like. NCBI's taxonomy places the organism in Eukaryota, Viridiplantae, Streptophyta, Magnoliopsida, Asparagales, Asparagaceae. Bases 1 to 1554 code for a protein of 517 amino acids. The record is from RefSeq and is a predicted model, not a curated record. The transcript is spliced from 10 exons. Gene Ontology annotation, biological process: carbohydrate metabolic process. Gene Ontology annotation, molecular function: polygalacturonase activity.